Dimorphilus gyrociliatus is the source of this 1461-nucleotide messenger RNA. NCBI's taxonomy places the organism in Eukaryota, Metazoa, Annelida, Polychaeta, Dinophilidae. The record is from the annotation of a GenBank genome assembly.
AAUUGAAGGUUCUUGGUGACUAUCAACAAGUUUAUAUCAUGAAGUAUGACAUUUGCUCCACGUAAUUCUCAAUUUAAACUGCCUUCUAAAACAAGAAAGUCGAUAAAUACGACCAAUUAUAGUCAAAAAGUUGAUAUAUUCUCUGGUUGGAAGACUGAAACUGAUCUAACAGAAUUCUGUUACUGGGCGGAACAGCGCCAGCAAACCAAAACUAAAUAUGAAACGAAGAGAUUGUCCAAAUUAUGCGUACAUUAUGAAUUACUUUGUAACUUUGGGCCUAUUUGCGAAUCUCUUAUCGAUCGUAGUGAUAGAAUAAUACAGCAGUAUAAGACUGAAAAGCAGACUGAUAAUAAGACUAAUAAAUCCAAUACGUUGCUUAAAACGAAGGAAGUAAAAAGCAGAGUCAUAGAUGAAGACUGGAUUGAUUGCGGAAUACCUCACAGAGAGGAUAAAACUACAGAUGACUUUGGUAUGAAGAAAGGAAUUUCAACUACUUCAUUUGAUGAGUUAUCUCAAACUGUUCAGCGUGGUGAGAACAACUUGUUGCAUGAUCAAAACCGCACCACCCCUCCUUUGGAUUCUCAAAUUGAAGAAAAAGAGUGCUUGAAUAACUCAAAAUCUACGCGCUUAACUCCAGAUAAAGUGUCAGUAGUUGGAGAAAAUGGUAAGCCUAGUAGUGUUACAGAGUUGGAAAGAAAUCUUUCAAAAACUAAAAGACUGUUGUCCCUCCAUCGUUCAAAUCCUAAUGAACAGAGCAAAUCGAACGUUAUUGAUGUGAUAUCAAAACCAUCUAUUAAAUACAGUUAUACUCAAUCGAAAAUAGAACUGAACCCGAAUAACAUAACAAAAUUAGAACGUGUUCCAGAAAAUUUGAGAAAUUUGUUAUCCAAGACCAAAACAAAACCUCAGUCUGCUCCCUCUGCAUACCAUGGUAUUUGUUGUAUGAAAAUAGAGAAGAAACAACCUAAUUCACUUCCAGAACAAAUAGAAAAGAGAGUAUUUCCAAAAAAAACUAUCUCUUUGAAAAAAGUGACAUUACGAGGAAAUCUUGGAGAUGAAGAGAAUGAAGAAGUCAUAACAACAUUUCCUUUUUUUUCAGCAUCAAGACCAUUGAAAGAUACAGAUAAUUUAGAUAACUCGAAGAAAUCUGUAUUUCCGAUUGUGCAUCUACUGCAGGAAGAUUUGGAGAGUGUUGAACCUUUUAGUUGUAAACUGGGUCCGCCUGGCUUUAGGCCAGGUAUAGGAGGUAAAAACGUUUUACAUAGAGCAAGAGAUGUUGCAAAUAAGAGAAUGAUGAACACAAUUGGAUUAUUUAACAAUUCGACUAGUUCUGCAUCGUCCUUUAGACGGACCUCGAGUGCAUCAAGAAAAUUAGGUAGAUUACAAUGUUCAAGUGGUACAAAAAUUAGGACAAGUGAGGAACUAAUUACUAAUUUAAUUCAUGAUAAUGAUUUAAGCUAA